UGUGCUUUCUUUUCUUUACGUCUAUUUCAAUUUGAUUGCAGGUGGUACCUCAUAUAUUUACAGUUUGUAUUUACAAACUUUAGUUCAACUUCUCUCCCUUGAGGUUCAUGUUCAGUGUCUGGCUCUGUACUCGGAAGGUUUCAGGUUUCCUCCUCAGAUAAAAUGGGGCUUCUUCGUGACGGGCAGCAGAAACGAACAACGAGGGCGAAACCUAACCCAAAUAAGAAAAAGGAGCGGUUUAAAAAUCGCAAAGGAAAACAGAGACAAAGGAAGAAGGAUGCUGGCAACACACCAGGAACAAGUCAAAUAAACAACAGGCAGAUGAACAAAUUCACGGCUGAUAAAUCUACAUUAGAAAUUACAUUCUUGGACAUAAAAGUUUGCAAAGGCGAGAUAUUAAUAGGGAAUCCGACCCUUGAAGUUCAAACACAUCACAAAGACAUUGGAACCUUCAUUACACUGCAUUGAUUUGUUAGACGAUUAAUUCAUGCAUUAAAAAUUGCAUGAACCUUUAA
This is a messenger RNA of Pocillopora damicornis (cauliflower coral), 515 nucleotides long. RefSeq lists its product as uncharacterized. The record is from RefSeq and is a predicted model, not a curated record. Lineage: Eukaryota; Metazoa; Cnidaria; Anthozoa; Scleractinia; Pocilloporidae.